Messenger RNA from Lindgomyces ingoldianus, 963 nucleotides. Its product is annotated as kinase-like protein. The transcript has a single exon. NCBI's taxonomy places the organism in Eukaryota, Fungi, Ascomycota, Dothideomycetes, Pleosporales, Lindgomycetaceae. Gene Ontology annotation, biological process: protein phosphorylation. Gene Ontology annotation, molecular function: protein kinase activity. The record is from RefSeq and is a predicted model, not a curated record. Bases 1 to 963 code for a protein of 320 amino acids.
AUGGAUUGGCUCCGGUACUUGGUCCCCAAAAUCCUCCUUCCUACCUUCACCUGGCCUUAUCGCGUCCUGGGGUCUGUUGAUAUAGCGUCGUCGAUUCCACCAACACCACGACUUGCUCCUCGGAUUGUUCGUCGAGUCUUUGGAUUUGUCCACCCGUACCUUUGCUCCUUAUCCCAUCGCUACUGCAACUGGGUCGGCAUCCCUUUCGACAACCAACUCGCGCAACUUCCAUUCGGACUGGUGUUGAAAUGGUCAGACGGCACGAGGCUCGAAGAGGUCGCGGCAACGAUGCUUGCAAGGUCUGCCGGGUUUCCAGUGCCAAAGAUCAUUUCAUACGGAGAGCAUCCCGAUACACCUCAUGCACCGGUCUCAAUCCUAAUGACCCGCAUACCUGGCAGAGACUUAGGCAAUCCUGAGAUAUACGAACGAAUGAAUGAUGCCGAGCGCGAGACCAUUUACACUGAGCUAGAGUACAUGCUACAAGUCAUGCGAAACUGGUCUCAUCCAUGGGGAGGAGACCGCAUCUGUUCAAUUUUAGGGACGGCAGUCAGAAGCGUGCGCAUCCCCAGUCAUUCAGUUGGGCCAUGCGAAUCUGAAUCCGAGUUCAAUGACCACCUCUUCAGUUCUAUCUCGGGCCACAGUUUUGAAACACGGGAUACGUUUGAGGAGAAGGUGGUAGUCGCUAAAAGGUUACGUUCGAUGCACCAUGCGGUUGUUUUCACGCAUGGUGACUUUAAGCAUCACAACAUCAUGGUCCACAAUGGCCAUAUCUCCGGAUUCCUGGAUUGGGAGUCUGCAGGCUGGUAUCCGGAAUACUGGGAGUUUACAACACCUCUGCGAUUCGGUUCAAGGGACUUUUGGUGGAAUGCUCUUGUCUUAAGGCUUGGCGGUUCGAAGUAUCUAGCGGAAUUAGAGAGUGAAAAGGCUCUGGUUCCACUUACUGUUGAUGCUUGGGCCUGGUAG